Nothobranchius furzeri (turquoise killifish) is the source of this 1620-nucleotide messenger RNA. RefSeq names its product growth hormone inducible transmembrane protein (gene ghitm). The record is from RefSeq and is a predicted model, not a curated record. Gene Ontology annotation, cellular component: mitochondrial inner membrane. Lineage: Eukaryota; Metazoa; Chordata; Actinopteri; Cyprinodontiformes; Nothobranchiidae.
GACGCAUAUGCUAGAAUUUUCCGGAAGGUGAGUUGCAAAACGAUUGCGUCAUUAACUUGCGCUCUUGUAGUAGAGAGGUGACUGGAAAAGUGUUGCUCUUACACUUCGACAGACCAGAACAACACCGAACAUGCUAGUGGCGAGGCUGACAUGUCUCAGGACGCUCCCGCUCCUCGGGCUCCGCUCUGCUCUGUCUCAGGGCUCUUCAGCCCUCAGAGCUCCCACCCUCAAGGCCUGUCCAACGCUGAUCACACCCCAGCAGGGCUUCGCCUCCAAAGCCAGGUUUGGUUUCCGCCGUGUGAAGACCGCCAGAGAGCAACUGAAAGAAGCAGCUUUUGAACCUGCAACAGAUACAGCCAUCAAAAUUGACAGCAUGGGAAGAAUGAUUCUGGCUGGAGGUGCAGCAUUGGGCCUUGGAGCUUUGUGCUACUAUGGACUCGGCAUGUCUAAUGAAAUUGGUGCCGUUGAGAAAUCGAUGAUCUGGCCUCAGUAUGUGAAGGAUAGGAUCCACUCCACCUACAUGUACUUUGCAGGCAGCGUUGGACUGACUGCUCUGUCGGCUGUAGCUGUGAGCAGAACACCGGUGCUCAUGGGGUUGAUGAUGAGAGGAUCCUGGCUGGCCAUUGGAGCAACUUUUGCAGCAAUGAUUGGAGCAGGAAUGUUGGUUCGGUCCAUCUCAUACGAGCACAGCCCGGUGCCAAAACAUCUCGCUUGGAUGCUUCAUGCAGGUGUGAUGGGUGCGGUCAUUGCUCCACUGACUCUCCUGGGAGGACCUCUGAUGAUAAGGGCUGCCUGGUACACAGCAGGCAUUGUGGGAGGCCUUUCUACAGUGGCCAUGUGUGCGCCAAGUGAAAAGUUCCUUAACAUGGGAGGACCAUUGGCUGUCGGCUUUGGAGUAGUGUUUGCUUCCUCUAUUGGGUCGAUGUUCCUUCCACCCACCUCAGCAUUCGGAGCAGGCCUCUACUCCGUCGCCAUCUAUGGAGGUCUAGUUCUGUUUAGCAUGUUCCUCCUCUAUGAUACACAGAAGGUCAUAAAGAAGGCUGAGACACACCCGAUGUAUGGCGUGCAGAAAUUUGACCCCAUCAAUGCCUGCAUGGGCAUUUACAUGGACACCCUGAACAUCUUCGUGAGGCUGGUGAUGAUUCUGGCUGGUGGAGGCGGCAGCAAAAGGAAGUAAACACGAGGAUGACUUCUUCUCCAGGUUCUAUGGUCCACAGAGUGGAACGUUCAUCCCAGUCAGCACACACUGAUGUUAUCUUUUAGAGACAAGUCUAAUGUGACUGGUAGAAAACACACACGCCUGAGUCAGGAAGUUGAUGUACUUUGAUAAGACUGGAACAGAGCUUUUGUUUCAUUUGGAGGUUGCACAUCUGGAAAAUGUGUCAGUCACAUUGCAGGGAGGGUUUUUUGUAUUCUACUAGAGUUAUUAUAUUUAUUUUCAUGCAGGAUGAAGCAGAGAAUAUGCCGUUGUCCACAUCAGACCUCUUAGUAGAGCAGAAACGGAUCUGUUUUAAGAUAACCACAGUUGUGCAUCUGUAUCAGCAUGAAGGAGGAUAUUUGUUAAUGUAUCCCUGAAAUGUUUUGGAAAGUGUCACCAUUUAAUAAACAAAUUCAAAAAUU